Prorocentrum cordatum is the source of this 1107-nucleotide messenger RNA. The record is from the annotation of a GenBank genome assembly. Lineage: Eukaryota; Dinophyceae; Prorocentrales; Prorocentraceae.
AUGGCCAGAAAUAUGGAGAUCGCGCAGCAGAUCUUGUGUUCUGGUGACGUUGAUUUCGUCUACGCCGUUGCCCCCGACACUGGCGUCGUGUUUGCCACAAGGGUGCACUCUCCGUCCGAUGAUAACGCAUGGGAUGACGUGAUCGAACAGACGAUCUUGCAGUUUACAGGACUCCACGACUAUUUGCAAGAAAACGAUGUCGGCACACAGCUGAUCUCAGACUACUGGCCACAGGGCACGAGUGCGGGGAUCACGUACAACUCCAACAUGAGCGAAGAUGAUGAUUUGAAGUUGUGGACUGGAUACGACUUCAUCAAGACAAUGUCAACGUCGGACGUCCAGCCUAGUACAUGGAUGGCACGUUGUGAAGAUUUCUCACGCCGAGAAACGAAUCAAGACUCUUUGGCGGUCAAGGCGUUCCUGAAAGACGCUACAGGCGGACUGGUAGAUAGCUGUGCUGGGGGCGAGGAUGCAGGCCUGGCGGGAUGGUACAGCAUGACCAGAUUCAGGGGCCUUUGCCCGGAGACUUCAGGCUGUUCCAAGGUGUGGUUAUUUUUCUCUCAUCCUCGUUGGGGUUGCCCUGGCCAAUGCUACUCUGACCACAUAAUCGACCAACCAUUCAGCGACAUGUUGCGAAAUGCUAGCUGCGUGGGCGACAGCUCUGAGACAUGGAGGACCGAAGCGAUGGUAGAGUACGUCUCUGGAUUUUCUCAAUACGUGCAGAAGCGCCCGGGCUUCUGGGCAAGGCUCACGAGCACAAGCACGAGCGCAAUUAUACAGGGCGUGAUCUCGGCCUACGAGGAUGCGACGGGUAGCGCGUCCAACCAGACCGUCGCAUCUGUGCAAAAAAGCAUUUGGCAUGGUAUCACCUUUGAGAGGAUGGCUCAGGGUAUUUACGAGCUUGCCCCAGGAUUGCCAAUAUACGACUGUGACGGCGUGAAGCUGACUGGCUGCGCUCUGUGGACCGACGCUCUCUUUGAGGAAAUCGUGGACGUGAAUCUGUGCAGUGAGAGUCACCACCAGUCAAUCGCCUUCUGGUGCCCGCAGCGCUGCAGGUGCGUGAUGUAUUGGCAGAGGUCUUGCCCUCUGUCUUGUUUUCUAACCUGA